Molecule: messenger RNA, 993 nt
Organism: Polyodon spathula (Mississippi paddlefish)
Lineage: Eukaryota; Metazoa; Chordata; Actinopteri; Acipenseriformes; Polyodontidae
Product: Ig heavy chain Mem5-like
Exons: 5
Biological process (GO): response to bacterium
Source: RefSeq, a predicted model, not a curated record
UCAGAUGGGCUGGCGGAACCAGUAGUCCCGCCGUUACACAUCGCGGAACCGGGCGGGAAUAUCACGCUGAAAUGCAGCGCUGAUACAAGUAACGCUUAUUAUUAUGCUGUUACCUGGUACCGGCAGGAGCCGGACGGGCGAAUCCAGAUCGUCACAUCCCUGAGCUCUGGCUACUUAAAAGAUGGUCGGUAUUCCGGAACACUCGACAACAAGAACGGACAGUAUAGUUUAACCAUUGCGAACCUCAGCAGAACCGACUCGGCCGUGUAUUUCUGUAUAGCGAGAGCAGCAGCUCUCCUGUUCGCACCUGGGUCCAGCACCAAACUCGUUGUAUCAGACCCGCUGACUGUCCCGAGUGUCGAGUUAUACUCUCCGGGUCUGUUUGAUGGCGAUUCGGACAGGACCGAGCCGGUUCCGCUGCUGUGUUUGGUGAGAGACACGUCUCCGGGGCGGCACCGAGUCCUCUGGACUAUCGGCGCCGAGGCAGCCGCGCCGGGCAGCGGGGAGGACGGAGAGAUCGAACCCGACGGGUCCUAUACCCUGCGCAGCUACCUCACAAUCAGCGCGGAUCAAUGGAGCAGCGGCGCUGUAAAGUGCGAGGUUUACAACAACAGCAACGUCACGGAAAACGUCUCCGCUUCACACCGAAGGCAAGACUGCGUUCCCGUGUGGUUUUACGCACUGCCCGUCGUUCUCCUGCUGAUUCUCGUCGUGGUGUCUGUGGCCUGUGUUUACAGAAGACUUCAUAAAACUGAAAGCGAUCACAAACCCAGAGACGCGCCCUGCCGUCCCCAGCGCGCCGCCCGACUGAGAACAGUCCAGGAUUACUCGACAGAAUACGCAUCGCUCAAUCUGUGACGGGCUCCACAAAGCAGAGGACUGUGCUCUAUACUUUAGAACCAGGGUCGGGCUCGGUUCUUGUUUUUCAAUUCACUGUGUAUUUAUAUAGUAGUUAGUAAAUACAUGUGUAACACAAUUCCAAUGUUAUUAUGC